Messenger RNA from Aspergillus nidulans FGSC A4, 3101 nucleotides. Its product is annotated as ATP-dependent metallopeptidase FtsH/Yme1/Tma family protein. NCBI's taxonomy places the organism in Eukaryota, Fungi, Ascomycota, Eurotiomycetes, Eurotiales, Aspergillaceae. The transcript has 2 exons. The coding region runs from base 149 to 2800 and encodes 883 amino acids. Gene Ontology annotation, cellular component: membrane; mitochondrial membrane. The record is from RefSeq and is a predicted model, not a curated record. Gene Ontology annotation, biological process: proteolysis; protein catabolic process. Gene Ontology annotation, molecular function: ATP hydrolysis activity; ATP binding; zinc ion binding.
AACAAUUCCAACUGAGUGACACGUAUUCACGCCCGAUCCGCCUCGUGAGGGCUUCCAUGGCUUGCUGUGCUAGAUUAUAAACUCUAUAUACCCCUUUCCGCUUCCUCCGCCCCGCACCUUACAGCCUCUGGGCUCACCUUCCUCGACCAUGGCCAGCUUACUCCGACGGCCAGGCAAUCUUGCUCAAUACUCGAGGAGAGCCGCAGAGCACAUCUUUCGCGCCAGACCACUUCAAACGCGCAUUUCACAAUCAAGACUAUCGUCUUUAUACACAGCACAUCGUGUAAGGACAUUCACUUCGCAACGUGACGUUGACCCGAAACCUGAGAGGAGAGUACCACCUACUGAAAACGAUGGCAAACAAGACGACGGCGGCAACUCGCAGCCUCCUCAAAAGCCUGAGGGGCCCAAGGAUUCAGAGGAACCCAAUAAGCCAGAGGAGGACAAGAAGCCUGAGCAGCCUCCCUCGAAGUUAACCGCGGAGGAGGAGGAGCAGGUCAAGCAGUUCUUCGAACACAUGACACAAUUUUUUCCGGCCUCGCAAAUCAACGACCUGCGAAUAUUCGUGAGAAUAUUACAAAAGAAUGGCAUGACUCCGGAGACACGGCAGUUUAUCGAAAAGUAUAUCGUCACGGGGAAGGAGCCGUCGAUGAUGGAGUACAUGCGGAUUUCUACGCAUGUACAAUAUACGGUAAGGAAGAAUGCCAGCCAAGAAAAUGAGCAGAAGGAUGGCCAGAAGGAAGAACAGAAGCAGAGUGGGCAGAAUGGGCAGAAGCAACAGGGCAAGAGCCAGUCGGAUUCUCCAGAUUUCAAAACCCUGGAUUUCAAAUUCGAUCCUGCAUCGAGCCUGAUCAGUACUGUCAUCGCCUAUUACAUCUACCGCAGCAUCUUCCCUGGCGACAAUAGCAAGGACAUCACAUGGGAGGAGUUUAGGAGCAAAUUUUUGGAUAAGGGACUUGUGGAGAGAUUGACCGUUACCAACAGAACUAGGGUUCGUGUCGAACUGAACCGUGAUGCGGUGGCUCGAACGUACCCUGAUUCACCUGCAGCUUCACCAAACUUCUACUACUAUUUCACUGUCGGAUCCGUUGAGAGUUUCGAGCGAAAACUCGACCAAGCCCAAUUUGAGCUCGGCAUUCCAACUUCCGAGCGUAUCCCCGUUUCCUAUGUUGAUGAAGUCCCAUGGAUGGCUACCGUGCUGUCCUUUGGCCCUACACUCCUCUUCAUGGGUGGUUUAUUCUAUCUUUCGAGACGUGCCGGCAGCGCUUCAGCAGGUAGAAACGGCAUAUUUGGAAUUGGCAAGAGCCGUGCUAGGCGCUUCAACCAUGAAACGGAUGUCAAGAUCAAGUUCUCUGAUGUUGCUGGAAUGGACGAAGCCAAGGUAGAGAUCAUGGAAUUUGUCAGCUUCCUAAAGAGCCCAGAAAGAUUCCAGAAGCUCGGUGCCAAGAUCCCUCGCGGUGCAAUUCUAUCGGGACCUCCUGGAACGGGUAAGACGCUGCUUGCCAAGGCUACUGCUGGUGAAUCUGGCGUACCUUUCUUCAGUGUCAGUGGUUCAGAGUUCGUGGAAAUGUUCGUUGGUGUCGGUCCUUCCCGUGUCCGAGAUCUUUUCGCCAAUGCGCGCAAGAACACACCCUGUAUUAUUUUCAUUGACGAAAUCGAUGCCAUUGGUAAAUCCAGGUCCGCCAAAAACUUCAGUGGCGGAAACGAUGAGCGGGAAAGUACCCUAAACCAAAUCCUCACUGAGAUGGAUGGUUUUAACACUUCCGACCAAGUGGUUGUUUUGGCUGGUACCAACAGACCCGAUGUUCUUGACAAAGCUCUUAUGCGACCUGGACGUUUCGAUCGACACAUUAGCAUUGAUCGACCUACUAUGGACGGUCGCAAGCAGAUCUUCCGUGUUCAUCUGAAGAAGAUCGUUACCAAGGAGGAUAUGGAUUACCUGACGGGCAGGCUGUCUGCUCUGACUCCUGGCUUUGCUGGUGCUGACAUCGCCAACUGCGUCAACGAAGCUGCUUUGGUUGCCGCCCGUGAAAACGCAGAGAGUGUAACCAUGAAGCAUUUCGAGCGAGCAAUUGAGCGAGUUGUCGGCGGCCUGGAAAAGAAGUCUCUUGUGCUCUCACCGGAGGAGAAGCGCACUGUGGCUUACCACGAAGCCGGGCACGCCAUCUGCGGUUGGUAUUUCCGCUGGGCGGAUCCGUUGCUCAAGGUUUCCAUCAUACCGCGUGGCCAAGGGGCCCUGGGAUAUGCACAAUACCUGCCCGCCAAUGGAGAUACAUACCUGAUGACCGCUAACCAAAUGAUGGACCGGAUGGCCAUGACCUUGGGAGGACGCGUCAGCGAGGAACUACACUUCGACACUGUCACUAGCGGAGCCAGUGACGACUUCAACAAGGUCACCCGCCUGGCCACAGCUAUGGUUACAAAGUUCGGCAUGUCGCCGAAGCUCAAGUACAUCUACUAUGAAGAGGACCCAUCAUCACAGCUUCACAAGCCCUUCUCGGAAGAGACCGCCAAGGAUAUUGAUAUCGAAGUCCGCCGUAUCGUCAACGAAGCAUACAAGCAAUGCCGCGAUCUUCUCACAGCGAAGAAGAAGGAAGUCGGCCUCGUCGCAGAAGAACUUCUAGCCAAAGAGGUUCUCAGCCGCGACGACAUGGUCCGCCUCCUCGGUCCUCGCGAAUGGCCCGAGUCAGGAGAAUUUGCUAAGUAUUUUGAUGGCAAGCAUGGCCAGACCAUCGCGCCUCCUGAGCCCGAAGUUGGACCCGAAGCUGGACCUGAGACGAGAGAAUCACCAUCAUCAUAGAGCUGGAUUUAAGGAAAAAAUAUCGAUAAGUGAUUGACUGAUCAAUUUUUUUCUGCUGCUCUUUCAUCUUAUCUUUAUAGGAGGAACUUGUAUUUACCAGCAUUUUAUCUACUCCCCUCUUAUUUUUUUCUCCCUCCAUUUCACUACCUGCUUAUACCUACUCUAUCCUUCCUCCUUUCUUACCAAAAUACUCGAUUUUUUUGGUAGCUUCCCUUCCGACCCGUUCGAUCCCCCUCGUCUUUGUAUUUCUGCCUCCGAAGCGUCGAGUCUAAUGUAUCAUUGUAUAGUAGGUAGCUGAAUG